AUGUUUGGCAAGAAGCUCCCGGCCGACAAGAUCCGUCGCACUCACCUUCGACCCGAAGGCGUAGUAGCCAUGUUGGUUGCCUUGCCAAGGCUCGACAGACCCAUCCGCAGCAUGAUGUCAUACACGCUAUACAUCUCCAUAUCUGCCGGCACUGGGUUCUGUUACGGUUCAAUCUGCCGCGGCGGCGAUGCCAAGUGGGACGACUUGAAGGACAGUCAACGCGGCCUGCGUUGGCGGUCUACGGUACUGUGGGUAGUAGAAGGACAAGGGGAGCUUAACGAUGUGGUGGCGUACGUCUCGCCCGAGCACGUCAAGGGUGGCGCGCACACGCUGCAGACAUUCUUUCCCAUCAUGUCGACCCCGGUACUCGCUGCAUCCGCCAACUGGAUGCUUUUGCUCACUCUCUUCCUAGACUCUGGUCGUACCGUUGAAGACCUCAAACGCGUACUGGAUCCAAAGUUUCUCGGCCCUGAGAAGAAGCCCCGCCGCAUCCACGUGCCUUCCGCAGUUGAGAACAAGUUUCUCGUCCAAGGUAGGCGGCCAGACCAAACGCCUACGAUGAAAAGUGUCAACCUUGUCUUGAAGAGCGUUUCUCGGCUUAGCGGGUUCGACGGCGACGUCACAACGCACUGCUUCCGCCAUCUCAUUGGUGACGAGGUGUAUGAGAAACGAGGGUUCGAGGCGACCAGGCGUACCCUCCAGCACAAGAAGACGACCUCAACUCGUUACUAUAUCAGUCCAGUCCUCCCGAGCUACGUGACCCAGGCUCUUUUUGAUGAUCCCGACGGCAGCCCGCUCGCAAAACGACUCCGCCGGGCCACCUCAAAGCCCGACUCCAACGCUCCUAUCCCUGCCAACCUUGCACUGGACAAGGAACGGCUCAACAAUCUCAAGGAGGACUGCGAACUUGUUGGGCUACUAGCAGAGCAACAGCAAAUCAAGGGCACUAUCGUUGAGAGCUAUGGGACCAUCACUGCAGCGCCGGAGGAAAAGCAGCGCCAGUACCGGUCAUGCGCACGCAGGUAUCGUGAUCGUCUGGGACAGCUUUGCGAGGUCGAAUUUAAGGAGCUGCGUGAUCAAUAUUUCGACACCAAACAGCGUAGCAUUCUGCCUCCAGUUGACCCCAACUCAUCUUCCACGACCAGCUCCUCUUCAACCAAGCGACCUCACGUGGCCACAACGUCAGCGGAGGAGGAGAUCGACCGCAUCAGCGAAGAUGACCCUACGUUCAACGUAGAUCUCGACAUUGUCAACUUUGCGAUUGAACAGGCGACUGCCGAGGAUACGGGACUGACCUGUCACGACGAUGAGGCAGUCGAGAAGGACGUACAGGAGGAGGAUGACGAGGAUGAUGCCUCGGUGAUUGCUGGUCUCAUGGGAGGCCCGUGCUGUAACAUUCUCAAACUGGCCGAACUUAUCCUGGCUUAG
Cutaneotrichosporon cavernicola is the source of this 1428-nucleotide messenger RNA. RefSeq lists its product as uncharacterized. The transcript has 4 exons. Bases 1 to 1428 code for a protein of 475 amino acids. Gene Ontology annotation, biological process: DNA recombination; DNA integration. Gene Ontology annotation, molecular function: DNA binding. NCBI's taxonomy places the organism in Eukaryota, Fungi, Basidiomycota, Tremellomycetes, Trichosporonales, Trichosporonaceae. The record is from RefSeq and is a predicted model, not a curated record.